Messenger RNA from Microtus ochrogaster (prairie vole), 702 nucleotides. RefSeq names its product keratin-associated protein 4-3-like. Lineage: Eukaryota; Metazoa; Chordata; Mammalia; Rodentia; Cricetidae. The transcript is spliced from 3 exons. The record is from RefSeq and is a predicted model, not a curated record. The coding region runs from base 1 to 702 and encodes 233 amino acids.
AUGAUACAUACCAGGAAUUUGUAUAAAUGGCUUCCCACUGGGCUUCAGGCCCUUUCUCAGUGCUGUGGGUCUCUUAGUCUACAGCCCACCUGCUGUGUGUCCAGCUGCUGCAGACCCAGCUGCUGUCAGUCUGUGUGCUGCCAGCCUACCUGUUGCCGCCCCAGCUGCUGCAUUUCUAGCUGCUGCAGGCCUUCCUCCUGCUGCCGCCCCAGCUGCUGCCGCCCCAGCUGCUGCCGCCCCAGCUGCUGUCGCCCUAGCUGCUGUGUGUCCAGCUGCUGCAGGCCUUCUUGCUGCAUCUCCAGUUGCUGCCGCCCCUGCUGUAGCAGUUCCAGCUGUUGUGGAUCCAGCUGCUGCCGCCCCAGCUGCUGCAUUUCCAGCUGCUGCAGGCCUUCCUGCUGCCGCCCCAGCUGCUGUCGCCCUAGCUGCUGUGUGUCCAGCUGCUGCAGGCCCUCUUGCUGCAUCUCCAGCUGCUGCCGCCCAUGCUGUAGCAGUUCCAGCUGUUGUGGAUCCAGCUGCUGCCGCCCCAGCUGCUGCCGCCCCAGCUGCUGCAGGCCUUCCUGCUGCCAAACCACCUGCUGCCGCCCCACCUGCUGUGUAUCCAGCUGCUGCAGACCCCAGUGCUGCAUCUCCAGCUGCUGCCGCCCCACCUGUUGCCAGACCUCCUGCUGCCGCCCAGCAUGCUCUAGCUGUUCUUGCUGCUGA